AUGGCGGGGGGAGGAGGGGGGCGGGGCGAGGGGCGGGAGGGGUCGCCUGCGGUGCGCUCGCAGGGAACUGCCGGCCCAACCGCGGCCGUGCCGGGCGAACUGCGUCACCUGUCCCCGCCUCCCCCCCGCCCCGCCCCGCCCCCCCUCCUAGACCGCGCCGUCUGCCAAACGUCCCCUCCCGCUCGCUCCCCCGUCCCCGCCCGUAGAGCCGCUGCCCCCGCGCGUCCGCCGGCCCCCGCUUCCCCCAUCUUACCUGCGCCGUUAGUAUCCCGCCACCGCGCAACCGUUAUGAGGGGGUGUUGGGGGGACGGGAUGUGGUUAUCGGGGCGGGGAGGUCGGGGUGGGUUGGGGUCGGGGCGGCACGGCCAGCCGUUCAAGCGAUGGACGUGG
Iphiclides podalirius (scarce swallowtail) is the source of this 390-nucleotide messenger RNA. Lineage: Eukaryota; Metazoa; Arthropoda; Insecta; Lepidoptera; Papilionidae. The record is from the annotation of a GenBank genome assembly.